Messenger RNA from Archocentrus centrarchus (flier cichlid), 6604 nucleotides. It is a transcript of the gene sack1ha, whose product is annotated as family with sequence similarity 83 member Ha. Gene Ontology annotation, biological process: signal transduction; positive regulation of cell migration; intermediate filament cytoskeleton organization. NCBI's taxonomy places the organism in Eukaryota, Metazoa, Chordata, Actinopteri, Cichliformes, Cichlidae. Gene Ontology annotation, cellular component: keratin filament. The transcript is spliced from 6 exons. The coding region runs from base 275 to 5512 and encodes 1745 amino acids. The record is from RefSeq and is a predicted model, not a curated record. Gene Ontology annotation, molecular function: protein kinase binding; keratin filament binding.
GGGGCGAUCUCUGUCGACAGCUCUUUUCUCCCUUUCGCUCGCUGUGAAUCAAACAUUCUCGCCAACAUGCCUCAAGCGUGACGGUAAACUGGUUUAGCUGGGUGACGGGGGGAAAGGCAGCGUUAGAGGAAACUUUCGGCAGGUCACACCUGGACUAAGAAGCGAGAUAAAGCUGCGAAGAACAACAAAAACAACGCAGCGAAGAAGGCGACAUGACCGGCGUGAAGUUCAGCCUACGGGAAGCUUGACGGGUACACACCAAUGAGACCACAGCAUGGCACGCCGCUCUCAGUGUUCCUCUGCUGGGGAUAACCCCCUGGACCCCAACUACCUCCCUCCUCACUACCGGGAAGAGUACCGCUUGGCUAUCGACGCUCUGGUCGAGGAGGAUUUGGAGGGGUACUAUGAGUUCCUCCAAAAAGCUGAUGUGGUGGACUUUCUGUCGACGCCUGAAAUUCAGCACAUUCUGGGAUCUGUUCAGAGUCCCCAGCUGAUCAGCCUCCCUGAACAGCGUUUUCUGGAAAGCGGGGUAGAUGGCUCCUCAGACACUUACUGGCCAAUUCACAGCGACCAGGAUGUCCCGGAUUUGGACCUUGGCUGGCCUCACCUGCACCCCUUCAUUGCGCCCACAGAAGUUACCACUCUGGUUAACCCCCCUGAGCCGGACAUGCCGAGUAUCAAGGAGCAGGCCCGGCGACUUAUCAAGAAUGCUCAGCAGGUUAUUGCCAUAGCGAUGGACAUGUUUACCGAUGUUGACAUUUUUGCGGAUGUUCUCAAUGCUGCCAUGAGAAACGUUCCUGUCUAUAUCAUUCUAGACGAGCUGAAUGCACAUCACUUCUUGAGCAUGGUGUCCAACUGCAGAGUAAAUCUGCAGAGCAUUCAAUUUUUACGAGUGAGGACGGUGUCCGGCAGCACGUAUCAGUGCCGCUCAGGGAAAUCCUUCAAAGGUCAGAUGAUGGAUUGCUUUUUGCUGACUGACUGCAGGGCUGUGCUGAGUGGAAAUUACAGCUUCAUGUGGUCGUUUGAGAAACUACACCGCUGUAUGGCGCACCUGUUCUUCGGACAACUCGUCACUACCUUUGAUGAGGAGUUUCGGAUUCUGUAUGCUCAAUCCCAGCCACUGAUGACCGAAGAAGUGCUUCCUCCGAUGGAAGAUGUAAAUCCUUUACAAAAGAGGGAAUACCCCAGUGACAGACUGUCACUGUACAGGGAGCCCAGGAAGGUUUUGUCAGCCGACCCUGGUCAACCAGACGAAUGGAUUAGACAUCCGUGUGAUGAGCGAAUGGAUGACGAUUGGAGGAUGAUGUCCCUUAAAAGGAAGGAACCCCUGCGUGGCCCUGCGGAUGUGUACAAUCGGUUUCCUUCCCAGCAAGCACACAUGGAUCCGUCAUUUGAUCAGGGCCGCAGCAGGAUUCCCAUGAUGGAAAAUCGACCCUUUAAACGUCACGGCCAUGCUGAAGGUGUUCAAGGAAGAUAUUCUUCCCAAUUCCUGCAACCCCAGGGAAUGCCAGACUCUGAGACCCAGGGAAGACAUUUUUACAGGGGACAGCAGCCUUAUCCAGGAGCAGGACCGGGACCAGAAGCAGAUUACAGCGGCUAUGACAAGUUCUGGAACCAAAGUUAUCUGUCAGCAGAUCAAUACUCUGAACCUCAAGAGAUGCAACCACCUGAUUUUGACCCUGUUUUGAACUAUUUAUCAUCUGCCAAAGACUAUGACCAAAGCUCAGAGAAAUUGCUACCUGCAGCAGAUUUGCCAUUUAGUUCAUCUCACCCUAGAAGACUGAGUUUAAACCAACCAUAUGUGUGCCAAACCUCUCCCACGCCCUCAAGCCACGCUGAUCAGAAGCAGUUUCCUCGUGAGCCUAACAGUGACCGCAAGGAUCCUAUGGUUAAAAAGGGGCUGAGAAACUGGAGGAUUACCUCAUACCUCAGUGCAUAUGAUAAUUCAGGAGAUGAAGGCCUGCCAAUGGCAUCGCCUCAGGUACCAGAUGCUUUUGAAGAAUCCCUGAACACCAUACAGCAAACAGCGCCAGGGUUAGAUUUGUCCAUUCCUAAAAUCCCAAAUGUCAGAGAGUUCAAAGUUCCUGCUGUACCCAGGGUGAGUCAGAUACCAAAUUACGCCAAAGCAACUGGCAGAGAACAGCCUAAGGUAUUGCUCGAAGAACCUCCUGCAGUGUCAGAAGAACUCAAAACAACACCAUCCCCAUCAGAGUCAUCAUCCACAAACGAAGGGGAAAAGAGGACAGAGGAACCAGACCAAAAUGAGCCAAAGACCUCUGUUCUUCGAAGGUCAGAUUCUUUCCGGAGGAAAUACAAUGCCGGAGGAGUAAACAGGUGUUCCAGGUUAAGAUCCUCUCUGAUAUUCAGCUCUCUGGAGCAGCCACCUCCUCAAGACAGCCAAACUACCACUCCAGAGCAAAAAGAUGAAGAAAGUGACAAAACUGAGUCAGAAAAGACAAUACUACCCUUUGUUUCUCAUGUUUUGGGACCAAGAAGAGCUGCUGCCAGAGAACCUUUUGAAUGGAGUCGGUACCUAAAGCCAUCCACAGACACAUCCAAACCAGAUGAGGAAAGCACCAAAGGAGAUGAAAGCAAUUCAUCAAAGACAGAAAAUUCUAAAGAUGCUCCAGAAAAGCAGGAGGAAACAGGGUCAGUAAAACUGCCCAAAGCAGAGCAGGGUCAUUUUUCACCAUCAAUGCCUCGAUCUAAGCCUUCUAAACCUGAGCUACCCCAAACUGAUCAACCGCCCAAACCGUUAUCCACUCUUCCAACAUAUGUAGAUAUGAAUGAUCCUGAUGUCAGAUUAAUGUUUUUCAAAGAGUUGGCAGCAAAACGCAAAGCAAAAGCUGCAGAGAGCAAAGGAAAUGUUCAGGUGAAACCAGAAGCUGACCUAAAAAUCAACAGUGGUGUCAAAAAGGAGAGACCUGAACCAAAAGAAUCCUCAGAAAACUCAGCUUCCAAAACUGUGGGGGAAAAGAGUGCUACUGCAGACAGUGCAGGGAAGUCAGUGUCAGGAGUGAGUGGAUUUGCUAGUCUGUCUCUAGAAGCCAGUGAAAAGGUUGACAAGCCGGACAGAGAGAUCAAAAAUGACUCCAGUACCUCCCAGAGCUGUAAAGGACAAAUUAAAGAUGCAGAAGAUUUGGGUACAACAAAAGUGGACAACAAUCAGUCAGCAGAUCUUCCUGUUCUGAACAAACCACCACAAGAACCCAUACUGUCAAAUCCUGCUGAUAAAGAGAGUAGCCCCAGUCAUCCACCAACAAAUCCUGCUCCUGCUAAUGUUUCUUCACUUGUACAAAGUACUGAUGAAAACGAAAGCUCAAGACCCGAUUCUACCUCAAAGGAGUCUAAAUUAGUAUGUCCCAGUUCACAGGAAGUAGUUUCUGCUUUGGCCUCUGACACCCAAAAUCCUGAAUCGAUUCAGUUAGAAACCCGCGUCCCGCCUCCUCCAAUAACAUCAAAAAUUAGCUCGUCUGGCCCAUCAGUGCAGAGCUCCUCCUCUGAUCAUAAUCUGCUCGAUUCUAGUUCACAGAAGAGUCCAGUUUCCUUAUCCGCCAGUUCACCUUCUCUUUCCAUCACAGAAGAAACCAAGUCAGAAGAGUCCAGCUCACCCCCUGCUCCUGGCAUGCUAUCUUCAAAUGUUGAUAGAACAGACGCACAUGACUCUACAAGCUCCUCGCCACAAGAGUCAGCUGAAGAAAAUGUAUAUAAAUCUAAGAAUAUGAGUAACCAAACUCAACUAGAUUCCUUUUCCAAACUGUUGUCAUCACAGACUCUUUCAGCGGUUGACUCUGUACGUAUGGAAUCUGGUAUUUCUCCUGAAGCUAGUGGUUCAGAGCCAGACUCAUCCUCAAUCCAGUCUUCCACAAAAAAGUCAGAAAAAGAUAUUUCUGAAUCUGUAAAGAGUGUUUCUGAAUCAGAACAGAGCAUUUCUGAAACAGAAAUAGACACUUCUGUGUCAGAAAGGACUGCUUCUGAAUCAGAGGAGACCAUUUCUGAACGAGAAAAAGAUGUUUCUGAAGCAGAAAAGAGCAUCUCUGAACCAGAAAUACACGUGUCUGAACCCGAAAAGGACACUUCUGAAUUAGAAACGAGUCAUCCUGCAUCAGAAGAAUGUGUUUCUGAAUCAGAAAAGAGCCUUUCUCAAAUAGAAAAGUGUGUUUCUGAAUCAGAAAUACCUGCUAAAUCAGAAAGCACUAUUUCUGAAUGGGAGAGAGGUGUUUCUAAAUCAGGAAAAGACAUUUCUGAAGCAGAAGGUGUUUCUGAAUCAGAAAAUGCUGUUUCUGAACUGGAAAAAGAAACUUCUGAAUCAGAAAAGACUCAUCCUGUAUCAGAAGGUGUUUCUGAGUCAGAGACGGGUAUUUCUGAGAAAUCUGAAUCAGAAAAAGGAAUUUCUGAGUCUGAAAAGACUGUUUCUGAAUCAAGGGAAGGUGUUGCUGAAACAGAAAACAAUAUUUCUCAAUCAGAAGUGGGGAUUUCUGACUCAGUUUCAAAGGAUGGUGCAGAGGAUUCUGUGGUUCCUGAGUCUCCAAAACAUGUUAAAGGUGAUAUUAUACCUAGUAGCCCGUCUCCACCUGAGUCAGGUUUACCUGGUGCAUCUGGUCUUGAAAUCUCUGCUUCAGAAAUCGAGAUAAAAGAGGCCACUAUUACUGUACCCACUCCAGCAGACUCCCCACCUGAGCAUCUGCCACCAGAAAUAAGCUCACCUGUCAUUACAGACUCUACUCUUAAUGCGUCGCAGUCAGAAACAACUGCAGCUCCUCAAGAUGUACAGAUAGAAGCAACCCCUCCCUCUGACCUUAACUUCACAGGAGCCGGGGCACCCACCACAGCUGAAACAGUAUCAUGUUCUUCUCCUUUGCAUGAGUCAGUUGGAUCAGUUUUGUCCCCUGAAGCUAAAAAAGCAGAAACCAACAUGUCUGGAUUGCACACUCUCACUGAUACAAAUUCCCUUUCCAACCAGACUCUGUCAGAAACGGACAAAGUCUCAAAAUCUCCCUCCAGCACAAAUGAGCCUACCUCAGAGCAACCUGUACCUGCUGAAAAUAGUAAAACAGAGCCUGAGUUACUGGACGCGGGCGGGAGAAACUCGGAUCAUAUCGAGGGUCUGAAAGAAUCUGUCAGCAGUGGCAAAGCAAAUGACCAAGUAAGGCAAAGUUCUGAACCAGCGGAGGUCACAUCCAAGCAGGCCAAAUCAAGCCAGUCUCGCUACCACUCAUCCACAGCCAACGUGCUCUCAAGCAGCAACCUCAGAGACGAUACAAAGCUGCUCCUAGAGCAGAUUUCAGCUCAUAGCCAAAGCAGGAAUGAGGCUACCAAAGAGUCUCCCGUCACUGAUGACGAGAAAGAAGACAAAGCUGACAAAAAUGCUCAAAGAGAGAAAGAACGAGGGAUCAAUGCACUUAAUAAAGGGCAGCAAAAGUCACCACAGGAGCGAGAAAAGCUGCUGGAGAGGAUCCAGAGUAUGAGAAAGGAGAGGAAAGUUUACAGUCGAUUUGAGAUGUCAACUUAAAUGGGAUCCAAAGAAAGACGAGAUGUUAAAAGGUGGAUGCAGGAUGUGUAGAAGGAAGUGGAAGAUAUUUAUUGGAAAUGGGAUUUUUCUUCUGGGUUUUUAUGCAAAACAAGGUUUAUCACGCACAGAAGAGUCACGCAAUGUGUAUUGAAAUUUAGAGCAUAAAAAUCAGGUGAUACACAAGAUAAGACAAAAACCCCUCGUCCCAGUUACGUGUGAUAUCUUCAACAUGUUGUGGCUGAAUCACCGAGUUGCUCCCAAGCGUGAAAAGUGCUUGAACUGAGAGCAUGUCUGCGGGAUCAAACGUGUUUUUACUGACUGCAGGGUUACGUGCAAUGUGUGAAUCCAAGUUUCUGUGAAGAGGCCUUGCCUUAUUCUUUACAACGCUGACAGCAGCGUAAGUUAGUUUAUAUGACAUGAUGUUAAAGUUUAGAAAAUAGAUCGUCUGCAGUAGUCGGCUGUAAUAUCCCAUCGUUUGUAUUAUAAUGUUUCACACUCAUGUUAACAGGAUGUUGAUAAUUACACGCGUAUAUUUGGAAGUAAGUGGAUUUGUAAAACCACAUUCAUGCUGGUGUAAAUAAACUGUAACGUUUUUCAUCCUGAAUAUGCAGCUGAAAGUGAGGAAAUCUGAAAGAGAGUAACAGCUGAAACAUGAUGCACUUGCGCGUUGAUGUGUAAAUUAUGCACUGUGUCAUUCUAGUUUAUCCUGUUAAAACAGAUGUCAUUGAGGGUAAAUGUAACAUUUUCAAAGCUGCGUCUGGUUUACUUCAAGACCCUGUUUAUACAAAUCAAUCCAAACUUUUUACUUUGGACAGUUUUGGAGGAAGUUUAUUUUGCACAUGGACAGACAAAACUAUCUGACAGUAUGGAAUUGUAUUUUAUAAUUUGCUGAAACCAACCUUUAAAUUGUCUUUGAAAUGUUUCUGUACCCUGCAGUUUUCAAAUCAGUAACUCAUACCUAUGUGUUGAAACUGAUCCUGAAACUGUAAAGAGUUUACACACAAUGUAGAGCUGAGCAGUGAGAGUUCUCACACAUUUACAGUAUGUCUUCAUCGCCAUUUAAUGUUUGUAAAUAAAAUUUCUUAAAUAUGU